Molecule: messenger RNA, 658 nt
Organism: Anarrhichthys ocellatus (wolf-eel)
Lineage: Eukaryota; Metazoa; Chordata; Actinopteri; Perciformes; Anarhichadidae
Gene: fam180a
Product: family with sequence similarity 180 member A
Exons: 3
Coding region: 155-658 (167 amino acids)
Source: RefSeq, a predicted model, not a curated record
ACACAGAAAAAAAGAGGGCGAGAGGAUGGAUGGAGGGAGGUGGCAACAAAAACAAAAAUUUUCAUCCACCGUUGUGAUGUUCAUCCCCUGAGAGAGACAGAGCAAGACGGGUAGAAGUGUGUGUGUGUGUGUAGAUCUGUGUGUGAGGAUCAACAUGACACAGUGGUGGGCUCUGCUCAUCAUUGCUUACCUGUCCAUGUACCUGGCAGCCACUCAGCACCACAGGAAAGCUCUGUAUCCGUCCGCGUAUAGGAUAAAGCGUGGGGCGUACUCGCUGAUCAACCCCACGUUCCAGCGCUCGAAGGAGGAUGUCGACCUGCUUUUUGAGAUCCUGCUCGCUGGAUUGCAAAUCCAAGGUGGGGAGCACGACAUGUUGAUUGCAGAUGAGGAGCUGGCCUCCCUCAGGAGCGUGGAGAAGCUGGAGGUCAUCUGUGAGGACGUCUUGCCCAAGAGGCUCUCAGACAUUCGCCGCCUGACCGCGGAGCUCGCCCGGCGCCGGCAACCUCUGAGCUGGCAGGACUUUGAGAGGACGGUGCUGACCCUGGUGUACGCCGCUCAGACGCUGCCUCGAGCCAGCAGCCAGCAGCAGAGGGAGGUGUGGACGGACGCCGUGAUACAGCUGUUCAGAGCCCUUCAGAAGGACCUCGGACCCUCUUGA